Momordica charantia (bitter melon) is the source of this 1397-nucleotide messenger RNA. Its product is annotated as Chaperone DnaJ-domain superfamily protein. The record is from RefSeq and is a predicted model, not a curated record. NCBI's taxonomy places the organism in Eukaryota, Viridiplantae, Streptophyta, Magnoliopsida, Cucurbitales, Cucurbitaceae.
UCAGGUAAGGAGAAGAAAAGGAGAAAAAAAAGGAAAAAAAGAAGAAGAAAGAAAUGGAAAUGGUUCGACGAAUGUAAGAGAAUCCAACUUCUGCCAUUUCAUUUCGUGACAUUUUCGAUCGAGAAAAACAAGAAAGCAGAAGCUUAUGCAAUAGCAAAAUCAGGGCCUCUUAUAUUUUCUCGGCUUCCAAACAGACCCGAUAAUUUCGGGAAGAAAAAGAAGAGGAAAUUUUGAUGGAAAAUUCCAAUAGGGCUGAGGCAGAACGCUUGCUUGGAAUCGCUGAGAAACUCUUGCACAACCGUGAUUUCACCGGUUCCAAAGAUUUCGCCAUCUUAGCUCAAGAGACAGAGCCUCUGUUGGAUGGCUCCGAUCAGAUCUUAGCGGUCGCCGAUGUGCUCUUGGCGUCGGAGAAGCGAAUCAACAACCACAAUGAUUGGUAUUCGAUCCUCCAGAUUGAACGGCGAUCUGAGGAUCCAGAUCUCAUCAAGAAGCAGUACCGGAAACUUGCGUUACUUUUACAUCCCGAUAAGAACAAAUUUCCGUAUGCCGAUCAAGCUUUCAAGCUGGUCGCCGAUUCAUGGGCUGUAUUGUCAGACCACUCGAAGAAAUCGCUCUACGAUGACGAGCUCAAUCUCUUCGCUAAGAUCGAUUUGUCUCAGCAGAACAAAUUGCCGGUUCGCCGAAGCCAGCGCAGUGGGAAGAAACAGCAAGGGUUUGAGAGCCCCGACAGCGGCAACGCCGAUCAAUCUCCGAAUCAGCAGGCGGUGUUGCUCCCGUCGCUUCCGCCGCUGGUUCAGGGCCAAGAAGCCUACUAUUGCUGCUGGGGAUUUUUCCCGAUGGGGUUUGCGGCUCAAAAUCCCGAGAAAAGUGGGAAGGGCGGCGACACAGCGCCACCAGCAGCGGCGUUCCCCAGUUGGAUGCCCCCAAUAUUUUCGAACAGACCACAAGAAACGAGUAGGAAUGGAGAAACCGCCGCUGCGCCGCCGCCUCCGCCGCCGGUGGGUGUAGAGAGAGCGGCAGUGAAUGCUCCUCCCGUUGUUAGCGCUCGGAUAGUGAGUGGCACAGGUAAGAAGAGGGGCAGGCCACGGAAACAUCCGAUUGCAGCCUAAGUUGUAAAAUUUUUCGAGAAAUAAUGAUAUAAUAUUUAUGGAGCCGAUUGGGAAUUUCUGAUUCUCGUUGUUGUAGUUUUAAUCUAAGCGGUGUAUGUCCAGGCGAGUUAGAACAAAAGAAGGCUGAAGCUGGGAAACCUGAGGUAACUUUUUGGUGUAAUGCAGCCUUCUGUUUUUCAUGUUAAUUAUAGGCAUCAGAUGUAGAAACUAGAUGCUAGUUCCUCAUUUACUUCUUAAUGUUUAUAUGUAACUUUAUUCAAACCAUCAAUUAUAAUUUGGAGUUCUUUA